Molecule: messenger RNA, 1705 nt
Organism: Racocetra persica
Lineage: Eukaryota; Fungi; Glomeromycota; Glomeromycetes; Diversisporales; Gigasporaceae
Source: the annotation of a GenBank genome assembly
AUGGAAUCUAGUUUAAUAGAUGAUAACUAUAUCUCUUCCUCAAAUGAUGAUAUUCGUGUUGUGAUAGGAUUUGAUUUUGGAACUACAUACUCGGGUUUUGCCUAUUGCCAUACAAAAACUAAAGAAAUCAUUACCAACGAAACUUGGCCUGGAUUAAAGGGCCAUCUAAAAACUCCGACAGUUAUUAAAUAUACUGAUGAUAAUUAUGAUUCGGUUAAAUUAUGGGGAUAUCCUGCGCUAGCUCAGAGACCUAAAAAGAAAAAGGAUGAUAAUGUUGACACUAAAUCUAUCGAGCAUUUUAAGCUAUGUUUGAGCGAUUUACCUGAUAAGCUUAAACCAUCGCUUCCAAUUCCUGAAACGAGAGUCAUUACUGACUAUUUUCGAGAAAUAGGCAAUUUAAUGAAAGAGACGGUUGAAAGGACAUGGCCAUUUGUAGAUUUUUUAAACCAAGUUUUACUUGUUCUUACUGUUCCGGCUGGUUUCUCUGAAAAGACGAAGAGGAUCAUGAAGGAAUGCAUGUAUAAUGCUGGCUUAAUUAAAAGCCAAGAUACGGAAACCGUCCAGUUUACUACAGAACCAGAAGCAGCUGCCAUUUAUUGCAUGAAACAUUGUCUAAAAGAACAAUCUCUUACAUCUGAUGAUACAAUCUUCAUGAUAGUGGAUUGCGGUGGUGGCACUGUCGAUUUAACGACUAGAAAAUUAUUAGCAGGCGGCCAGUUAGGAGAGGUUACCGAAAGGGCUGGCGAUUUUUGUGGAAGUACUUUUAUUGACAGAAAUUUUCUCGAAUUGAUGGAUUCAAUUGCUGGAAAGUCAGCUAUGAAAAAACUUAAUGACAAUAAUUAUGGCGAAUUACAAUAUCUUGUUAAAGAAUUUUGUGAACAGAUCAAGUUACAGUUUACGGGUGAUGAUCCCGAUUUUCAUUACGAAAUUGACCUUGAAAGCACAUGCCCUGCUUUAAAAAAAUACGUGACCGGAAAUGAAUUAAAAGAGUUAGAAAAAAAUAUGUGGGAAAUUGAUAUUACAUUUGAUUCUAUCAAAGCCAUGUUCGACCCAAUCAUUGAUAGAAUUAUUCGAAUGAUUCAAGCUCAACUUGAAAACGCUCUAAAUUCUAGUUUUGGUGUAGCUCGAAUUAGAAAGCCUCGUCAUUCGAUCCUUGCCAAUAAGUGCUCAGCAAUAUUUUUGGUUGGAGGAUUUGGUCAAUCAAAGUAUUUGUUUAAUAGAAUUAAAAAAGAGUUCUCAGAUAAAGUCGAGAAUAUUUCUGUACCAACUCAACCUGCCGCUGCAAUAUGUAGGGGCUCAACCAUGUAUGGCCUUAGCAUGAAUAGUGCUAAUAUUGAUCCGGAUUUAGCAACCGCAAAAUUUGUCAUCGGUACUCGAGUAUUGAAAUACACGUAUGGUGUUAGAGUUUGUGGUGUAUGGACUAAAGAUGAUCCGCCACAUCGAAAACUUCGUAACGGAAGAAUCCAUAAAUUUAACCGUCUAGCAAAACGAGGUGUUGAAGUUAAAAUUGACCAAGAAUUCACUGGAACGUAUUUACCAGUUGAACCAGAUAGUAAUAGUCUAGUUUUUUAUAUUUUUAUCACUGAGAAUAGUGAUGGUAAAUACUGUGAUGAAGAUGGAAUGAAAUUAUUGGGAUCACUUAGAAUUGAUCUUCCUGAUCUUCAUCUUGGGACUGAACGACCUGUUCAGUUCUCUUUGACGUUUG